AGAGUCACAGUGUUGAAUAAUCACAGACUAUCAGGCAAGGAGCCUUGCAGCAGCAGGUCUACUGCCUGUGACAUCACUCUUGGAUCUCGCAUCUAGCUUAGAGUUGCUUUCAUUAGCCAGUCUGUUGGUCUGUCUACAUUUCCCCCAGAUCUGUUGUCUUUUGUACUGGAGCAUCCUGCCUUGAGGAAGGGCUUUCUCUUACUAUAGCAAGAGACGGAGGGAGGAAAGAAUUCCAAGCACAGACCAGUGGAGCUGCAGCAUGACAUCUAUCUCUGCCUGCUACUUGCUGUCUCUUCUGCUGCCUGCUAUGGUUUUCAGCACCAGACAGGGAUAUGGCGAUCUGGAAAAACAACUGAAAGAAGUGUUUAUGGAAAGGAGCAGUAUCCUCCGGCAACUUUCAAAAAAAUCCCGGGAACUGGACGGCAUCAAAGGAAAUCUCCAGCCUUUUAAAAACAAUGAAGCAAGUUCCAAGGAUGAUGUGCAAAAACUUUUGGCAUUAGAAGAAAAGCAAAGGGAAGAGAUUAAAUCCAUGCAGGAAGCUUUCACAAAGCAACUUAAUGAGGCAACAGAAAAGGCUGAGAAGCAGCAGGCUACUAUUAAUUUCCUAAAAACUGAAAUGGAACGUAAAAGCAAAAUGAUCAGGGAUCUACAGAAUGAGAACAAAAGCUUGAAAACAAAGCUACUAUCUGGAAACAAGCUCUGCGGUCUUCGUGCUGAGGAGUCGAAACGCAUACAAGCCCAGUUGAAAGAACUUCGGUAUGGAAAGAAAGAUUUAGUUUCUAAGGCACAACAGCUAACAGACCUGGAGCAAAAGUUAACUGUGGCAAAAAAUGAAAUGGAAAAGGCAUCACUUGAUAAUGAAUCACAAUUGAAAGCCUUGAAAGAGACUGUCCAACUCUGCCUUACUUCAGUUUUACACAAUCAACCACCUGCUGUACAUAUAAUCUCAUCACAACGAAGAGAGACACCGACGUCUUCGAGACGGACACUGGAGAACUCUAACACAGAGAUUCAAAUAGCCGCAUCAUCAAAUACAAGCUCAAAUUCCAGUAAAGAGACAUUAAAAGAAUUCCAACAUGACAAGAACUGUGACUCUCCUCGCAAUGAUGGUAAGAUCUGCAGAUUGCAUCACAGCAACUCAACUCUGUUAAACAGGAGUGCUGAAUUAGAACCAAGUUUUAAGCAAUUACAUGGACCUCCUUGGAUCAAAUCAGAAGCUAAUACAUCUGUAGAAGAGCAGAAGAUGAGUAAUGGAAACAAGAACAUGACAGAGGAAAAAUCGCUGUAAAAUAAUGUAAAAAAGUUUUUAAUUUCCAGUCAUCUUCAUCUUUUUUUGGACUCAAAAAGCAUGGAGAUGUUUUACAUUUCUAAAGCAUGUUGUUUUAUUUUCACUAAAUUAUGGUUGUUUGUACAGUAUAACAGUGUUCUAAAGAAAAUCAAUAAAAAUAUGAUAAAUUUGUUAAUAGUUUUUAGCAAUAAUGAAAUAGAACUGGAUGUUUGAAGAAAUGCUUUGUAAGACAGUUGAUA
Molecule: messenger RNA, 1527 nt
Organism: Pseudophryne corroboree (corroboree frog)
Lineage: Eukaryota; Metazoa; Chordata; Amphibia; Anura; Myobatrachidae
Gene: LUZP2
Product: leucine zipper protein 2
Exons: 12
Coding region: 260-1288 (342 amino acids)
Source: RefSeq, a predicted model, not a curated record